AUGUCAUCACUUCUCUAUGUCUUCCUCCUCUUCGCCGCCUUCAUCAGCCACAAUGGGGCCGCCGUCGAACCAGUAAAGGACAUCUACGGCAAACCUCUCCUAGUAGGAAUCAGCUACUUCGUCUUGCCUGUAGUCCGUGGCGGCGGCGUACUAACCGUCAUCGAAUCCGAGAACACAACAUGCCCGACAACCGUAGUCCAAGACCAAUCAAAAUUCGCUCAAGGCAUGCCGUUGGAAUUCUUACCAUCAGUAAAGUCAAGAACCAUCCCUGUCUCAACUGAUCUCAACUUCCAGUUCACUACAUAUACGAUCUGGGAGUUAGACAAUUUCGACGAGACGACGAAUCAGUGGUUCGUUUCAACUUGCGGCGAGAUAGGGAAUCCAGGUCGGGAAACGGUUGAUAACUGGUUCAAGAUCGACAAAUUCGAAGGUAACUACAAGAUCCGGUUUUGUCCUAGCGUUUGCAAUUUCUGCAAAGUGAUGUGCAGAGACAUUGGCGUGUUUGUGAAAGAUGGAAAGAGAAGACUUGCUUUGAGUGAUGUUCCAUUGAUAGUCAAGUUCAAAAAAGCAUAA
Molecule: messenger RNA, 573 nt
Organism: Microthlaspi erraticum
Lineage: Eukaryota; Viridiplantae; Streptophyta; Magnoliopsida; Brassicales; Brassicaceae
Source: the annotation of a GenBank genome assembly